CUGUCCGCGGUGGUUGGUCACGGUACUGCAGCCUGAAGGCGGAAGUCUGUUCCACCUGUUAACGAACAUCACGUCAUGUCUUCCUUUUGAACUAUUAUGACUAUUAUAACUAAUUACACUAGCAUAUCUAAAUGUAGAUAGUCGGUCAUAAGAGGAUCAUGGAUAAAUUAAAGAAAGUUUUGAGCGGUCAAGAUGGAAACAAUGAUAAGGUGGACAUACUGGAGGUAGCGUCCCAGGCCAGCACGCUGAGUUGGGGAACUCGGGUGAAGGCCUUUGCAGCCUCCUUCCUUCUGGGAGUGGUUUGCUCCAUUCUGGGGAGCUGUCUGCUGUGGGUUCCGGGCGUGGGCCUCGCUCUGUUUGCUGUGUUCUACACGCUGGGAAACGUCUGCUCUCUGGCCAGCACCAUGUUCCUGACCGGACCUCUUGCCCAGCUGAAGAGAAUGUGUGCUAAAGAGAGAGCGCUGGCAACCGUCGUCAUGGUGACAUGCCUGGUGUUAACGCUGUGUUCCGCCUUCUGGUGGAAGAACAACGGACUGGCUGUUCUGUUCUGCAUUCUACAGUUCCUGGCCUUCGCCUGGUACGGCCUGUCAUACAUCCCCUUUGCCAGGGAUGCGGUCCUGAAAGUGUUCACCUUCUGUCUGUAACAGUCUGUCAGAAACACUAUUUAACCAUCCAAUCAGAUCCGACUACUCUGUGCCUUAUUAUUAUGAUGCUUCAUUAAUAUGAUGCCGUAUUAAUAUGAUGCCUUAUUAAUAUGAUGCUUUAUUAUUAUGAUGCUUUAUUAAUAUGAUGCUUUAUUAAUAUGAUGCCUUAUUAAUAUGAUGCUUUAUUAAUAUGAUGCUUUAGUAAUAUGAGGCUUUAUUAUUAUGAUGCCUUAUUAUUAUGAUACCUUAUUCCCAAAUGCAUAUGUUUUACGUGUUUUAAUUCUGGAUUUCGAAGUCAGAGCCGUAAUGAUAUUAAAGGAAGUAGACCAAAGCAAAUUAAGUCAGCGUCAACACACUCACACACAUAUAUAUAUUCAUAUAUAUAUAUAUAUAUAUAUAUAUAUAUAUACAUAUUUAUGUUAGGGAUGCAAUGAAAUGAAAAUUGUUGGCCGAAACCGAAACCGAAUAUACUGAAACAGUUGGCCGAAAGCCGAAACCGAAUACCGAAUGUCGCUUUUGCUGUUUAUCAUUCAUUUAAUUUAAUUUUUCACCAUUGCAUAAAUCAAACAAUUACAUGUCCUUUAUAAACUUUUUUGUCUUGCUUUUCAAUAAAAAAAAUCAAUUAAAAUCAAAUAUUUAUUUAAUACUGAACGUUUUCUAACAUUCGAGCAGACCUUACAGCAAGAAUUUCAGAACAAUGUACCUUUAAAUAAAUUUGUAAAACUAUUUUAUUUUAUU
This is a messenger RNA of Gadus morhua (Atlantic cod), 1382 nucleotides long. It is a transcript of the gene sft2d2b, whose product is annotated as SFT2 domain containing 2b. The record is from RefSeq and is a predicted model, not a curated record. Gene Ontology annotation, cellular component: membrane. Gene Ontology annotation, biological process: vesicle-mediated transport. The transcript is spliced from 8 exons. Lineage: Eukaryota; Metazoa; Chordata; Actinopteri; Gadiformes; Gadidae. The coding region runs from base 159 to 644 and encodes 161 amino acids.